AUGUACAAGGCCAGCAAUCUUGUUGAUGAAGCUGUCGACACUUGCAUCCUUAAAGUUGGUGAUGGAAGAGGAAUUUUGCAGAAUACUCACCAUCCUGAAGGCUUACAAAAGAUAAGAGAGCUAGAAGCCGAAGGACAAUCUGCCAGAUUAGAGAUUGAAGAACCUAUCCCAACUGCGCCACGAUUUAUUACUAACCUUCGCGGUACCACAGAAAUUUAUGAAGGACAAACGUCUUCCUUUGAAGCUCAAGUUGAACCUAUUCAUGUAUUCAAUUCUAUCAUAAUGGUAAGUCUUUGCUUCACAAAAACAGAAUCAAUUUUACUUACGGCUUUGGAUAUUACUCACGCAGUACCAGAAGAUGCAGGAGAAUAUUCAGUUAAAGCCAUCAAUAAUCUUGACCAAUGCGUAUACUCAAUAAGCCUUAGAGUGAUUUCUAGGGAAAAUAUCAUUACUGAAUCUCAAAGGCCCGAAGAUCUUGAUAAAAUAAGACAAUUACAAGCUCGUGAGCCUACAGACGUCCCGAGGUUGAAAAUCAAGUAA
Molecule: messenger RNA, 540 nt
Organism: Ceutorhynchus assimilis (cabbage seed weevil)
Lineage: Eukaryota; Metazoa; Arthropoda; Insecta; Coleoptera; Curculionidae
Source: the annotation of a GenBank genome assembly